Nymphaea colorata (pocket water lily) is the source of this 2675-nucleotide messenger RNA. RefSeq lists its product as uncharacterized. Gene Ontology annotation, molecular function: transcription cis-regulatory region binding; metal ion binding. The record is from RefSeq and is a predicted model, not a curated record. Lineage: Eukaryota; Viridiplantae; Streptophyta; Magnoliopsida; Nymphaeales; Nymphaeaceae. Gene Ontology annotation, biological process: positive regulation of transcription by RNA polymerase II. The coding region runs from base 93 to 2345 and encodes 750 amino acids. The transcript has 9 exons.
CGCGCGGUCGCGGCGCCAAUUUUUUCUUUUCCGUCUGAAGCGGCGGUUUGGCUGAAACGCUCGAACUCCCCACCGUUCCCCCAAAGAGUUUCAUGUCCAUCUUGCCUUCUGACGCCAAGGGAUCCCCAUCGUCUUCAGCAGAUUCGCGCUCGGAAAACCCUAAUUUCGACAAUGGAGUUCUCCAAGCCCCUGAAUUGUUCGGUCUUCACGGCCGCGGCGGUGGAGAUCUUGGCGCCUAUGGAUCAGAUCCUGUUGACACUUCUGACAGCCUCUCAGUCGUUAGCGCCGGUACAAUUGCAGCACCUACAGCUAAUUGCAGUGUGUCAUCCAAUAGAGCAACCAAUGGAAGAGGUCCAACCGUGAGGAAAAAUUUUGGACAAAGCCAUCAUGUACCUUCAGGCUGCCGAACUUCUGAGCAGGGAGGGCUACCUUUCGAACCUAGGUCAGAACAGCUCAGUGGAAAACAAAUUGCAACUGGUAGCUUACAUAGUAAUCCUGUACAUCAAUCAGCAAGGAAAAGCCAGAUGAUGAAUGCCAAUCAUUUGCUGAAUUUUCAUUAUGAUCCCAUAUCUCGCCCUCAACCAAGGGCCUUACCCCCAAAGAGGCAGCAAAAGGUAAAACCUUACAACAAGGACCUGUUCCUUCAGGCAAACUACAAAUUUGUCAUACUAGAUGCCGAUGAUCGCAUAAUUGAGUCAAUGGAUCCAGAUAAAAUGUUAGAGUGGGAGGAUAUUAUCUGUGUAAGGUAUUCUUCUCCAAAUCCUGUACAGUGCCCUAUUUGCCUGGAGACACCUCUCUGUCCACAAAUAACUUCAUGCGGACAUAUUUUUUGUUUCCCAUGUAUUUUGCGCUAUCUGUUGAUGGGUGAGGAGGAUCAUAAAGGUGACUGCUGGAAGAAGUGCCCACUUUGUUUCACUAUGGUGUCAGUUAAAGAUUUAUACACUAUUUAUAUUGAUUAUGUUAAAAAGUAUAAUGUUGGAGAUCGCAUGGAUUUUACCCUUCUUACCCGAGCAAAAGAUUCAAUGGUUCCACUUGAGAAAAAUUCUAAUGUGUUUAAUGAUGGCAAUGGUGGUUCUUUCUGUGACACCUUCUCAAAGCUCACUGUGACAUCAGAUGUUGAAUUGUCAGUUCGGGAAGCUAAGCUUGAACUUAAUGAUUGGUUAGCUAAAGCAGAGGUUGGAAAAGUUGAGGACCUAGAGCUGUUACCAUAUGUUUGUGCAGCUCUAGAACAACUAGACCAGAGGAAGAAAUUGUGGACCGAGCAUCAGGUUUUCAGCAGCAGUCCAAAAAAUGCUGCAGUUUACCAUGUUAACAGUAAGCCUUGUAAAUACACCCCAGUCAAGAAUCUGUCUCAUGCUACAAAAGUGAAAAGCAUGCAUGAGAACAGAUCCUCUCAUACUUUGUAUAUUAAUCAUGAACCUUGUAGUAGUGAAUUAGAUCCUCCGACAAUGGUGAAGGAAGUUGAAGAAAAAGGUCCUCAUCACGUAAACUAUCGAUGGGAGCAGUUUGAAAUGUCAGAAAAAGUGUUUGCCUUAGAUGAGGAUGACAAAGGCCUCCAGAAGCAAUCUGGUGAUGGGAGUAACACACAAGAGAAAGACUAUUACACCUUUUACCAGUCUGUUGAUGGUCAACUUCUUAUUCUUCAUCCCCUAAAUAUGAAGUGUCUUCUUCGCCAUUAUGGCAGCCAUGAUUUGCUUCCCCCCAGAAUUGGUGGUGAGAUUUUGCAAUUGGAAACAGUAACUCAGUCAGAAGCCGUGAGGAAGCGUUAUCGUUUCUUAAGUCAUUUUUCCUUGACUACUACCUUUCAGCUUUGUGAAAUAGAUAUGAGUGGUAUCUUGCCUCCUGAAGCACUAUCUCCUUUCAUGGAUGAAAUAAAAAGGCGUGAAUAUCAGCGAAAGCGUCGUGUCAAGCAGGAGUCUGAAGAGAAGGCCAGGGGCAUGGCUGUAGAAGCUGCCGCUUCCAUCUAUACAAGACCUGUAAAUUCUUCAAGUACAACAUUCUCAGAAAAUGAUUUUCAGGCUCUAGGAACCUCUCCUGCUUCAUCCACGAGUCCUCCAGUUGGUGACAGGAAGCUCUUCUCAGACGUAACUCGUCUUGGCUUUGCCGCUGCAUGCGAUUCUCCUUCUUUAAGAACUGAGCAAUCGGUUGAGGCUUCUGCCACAGCAUCGGGUGAAGCUUCUUGCCAAAGCUGCCCAAGAAGUGCAACUGCCUUGUCAUUUGCCAGCAUCAUGUCCGCAGCCAGAACUCCAGACCAGGCCGAGGUCGUAAAGAUGAAUGGCCUUGGGAAAAAAGGCAAGAAAGCAAGCAGAGUACUGUUGUCGACCGCUGGUGGACGUCGCUAUUAAGCUUUCCCAGUCUGACAUCCAUAAACGUGAGAUAAGUACAUCAUGCGCUUGGAUAUGAUAUUAUGAGGCACUUGUAAAGAAAUUGUCGCAUAGAGACUGAGGAUUGAUCACAUGUGCUUCGCGUGGAUGUAUCUUUUCUCCUACUUUGUCUGUAAACCCGGGGCCAUUUAUCUCCAUGAAGUCAACGGGUUCUCCCUCUGGUUUUGUUUAUUGGAUUCCAAGUUCAAAUAUGGAUGCGGUUCUUGUACUUAGCCUUCGGCCCUGAGUGAUUUAGUCAAACAGCAAUGCUGUUCAUCUUUUGGGUGAUUAGGAUCUAUGCGUUGCCUCCCA